Rotaria sp. Silwood1 is the source of this 1404-nucleotide messenger RNA. NCBI's taxonomy places the organism in Eukaryota, Metazoa, Rotifera, Eurotatoria, Philodinida, Philodinidae. The record is from the annotation of a GenBank genome assembly.
AUGAGCAAACAAAAAUCGACAACAACUGUUAUCAGUGGUGCAGCAGCGAUGCCUAGCACCACCACUAUUACCAACGCGAACAAUCGUGCUGCUGUUGUGUUGUCUCGAUCUAUGCGUCGGGUUCUUCAAAAUUUCCGACUUCUAUGGCUUGAUGCCAAAUUGGAUGAAUCCAAUGACGAUUUCAAGAAAUCGUUUCGACGCCUGAGACGUGUUGUAGCAAGCAUCGAAACAUUUACAGAUGCUCAAGAAUGCAUUGAUUUUCUCAGUACCAUUAAAAAUGAAAAGGUAUUUAUGAUCAUAUCUGAUUCACUGGGACGGCAAAUAAUAGCAGAUAUUGAAACAUGGCCACAACUGGAGUCAGUCUAUGUAUUCUGUCGCAACCAAGCGGCCCAUGAACAAUGGGCCAAUAAAGUACCAAAGAUUAAAGGCGUAUACACAAAAAUCAAGCCCAUAUGUAAGGCAUUGCAAAUCGACCGUGAAAAUUGUGAUCGAGCUAUGAUCUCGAUCAACUUUAAUGGUCUCGAUCCAUUAUUUAUGUAUACGCAACUUUUAAAAGAAGCACUUUUGGAAAUUGAAGAUGACGAUGUCAAAUCGAUUAAAGAUCUCGUAGAGUACUGUCGUCUACAAGAUGAUAUUGAUGAAGGUCAAAUUAGUAAGGUCGAAAAUGAAUAUCGUGACUAUACACCAAUAUGGUGGUAUACAGCUGAAACAUUUAUUUAUCCCAUGCUCAAUCGUGGACUCCGACAAAUGGAUGUUGACAUCAUCCUUAAAAUGGGCUUUUUCAUCCGUCAUUUACAUCAACAUAUUAAAGAAUUACAUCGUGAACAACAAGGAAACAUGCCAACAAAUUUUCAAGUCUUCCGUGGACAAGGUUUGUCCAUGGAAGAUUUUGAAAAAAUGAAAAAAACCAAAGGAGGACUUAUGUCCUUUAAUAAUUUCCUGUCAACAAGUCGUAAUUGUCAGAUAUCUUUCAACAACUUUGCACGACCAGCUACAAACAAUCCCAAUUCAGUUGGCAUCCUCUUCGUUAUGAACAUUGACACGGCUAUUUGCACAAAAUUCUCAACACCAUUUGCUGAAGUAAGCAAAGUUGGCUACUACAAAGAUAAAGAGGAAGAAAUACUAUUUUCAACACAUGCGAUUUUUCGUAUCAAUCGCAUUGAACGAAUUCACGAUAAUCACUGUGAUCGGCUGUACGAAGUUAAUCUCACUAUUGUCGGUAAUGACAAUCAUGAAUUGAACACACUUAUGGCACAUAUACGUAACGACCUUCGUGUGCGUACAGGAUGGUCUCGACUUGGGAUUAUGAAAUCAUUUUUUCACAUCUUAUUUCGAUUAACAUUAACAUAUUCGUUAUUGAAGGUUACAAUUGAAGAUUACAAAUAUUAUUUUGAUCAAUUUUAA